CGCGCGCACACAUACAGUACCUCUCUCUCAUCUAUCGCAUCUUCAUUCCUCGUCAUCAGCUUAGAUCAAUGGAGGGGACGAGGAGGCCUGCCGCUGCGUGCUGCCUGCUGCUCAUCGUCCUGCUGUCCGGGCAGCAGCAGCAGGUGGCCGCCAUGACCAAGUUCUGCCGCUGCUACAAGAAGUGUUACGCGGACUGCAGGACGACCAGAGGCCCCUACCCUUGCAACUUCGAGUGCCUGCAGGACUGCGUCAACGGGCAGCCGCCGCCGCCACUUCCGGCCGACUGCAACGACGCCUGCCUCGUACGCGUCUGCGGCGUCAUGGAGACUGCAGGUGAUCUAUUCUGAGGCCACCUACUCGCUUCAAUUCCUUCUUGGAUUCUCUUCACUAUUACUAGCUUAAAUUCCUUCUCUGAAACUAAACCUGUUCGCUUGCUGUAUUGCGUUUCAGCUAUGGCUGCGCCAGGUGAUGCUGAGGCUUGUGUGGCUGCCUGCAACAAGAAACUCGGAGCCUUUGCACCAAGUGCCGCCAAGACCAACUGACGCAUCAUGCAUGGACUGCAUGCAUGGUGACUUGAGAGUCGCACAACAGAGUUCCACCAGUGCAAUGCAAUAACUAUUAUUGGAUGUUCAACCAAUUAUCUGUCAUAAUAGAAUAAUAAACAAUGCAAUAAUAUAAUUCCAUCA
Messenger RNA from Panicum virgatum (switchgrass), 686 nucleotides. RefSeq lists its product as uncharacterized. NCBI's taxonomy places the organism in Eukaryota, Viridiplantae, Streptophyta, Magnoliopsida, Poales, Poaceae. The coding region runs from base 69 to 347 and encodes 92 amino acids. The transcript has a single exon. The record is from RefSeq and is a predicted model, not a curated record.